Messenger RNA from Aegilops tauschii subsp. strangulata, 915 nucleotides. The record is from RefSeq and is a predicted model, not a curated record. Lineage: Eukaryota; Viridiplantae; Streptophyta; Magnoliopsida; Poales; Poaceae.
AUGUCUUCGUCAACGCCAACGCCGCCGCUGCCAAUCACCACCACCGCACCGCUGACCACCGCCGGUUCCCCACCGCCGUCGGCCCCGGUCACCGUCACCGCCGCCGGUUCCCCCACGCCGCCGGCCCCGGUCACCUCCGCUGCGCCGACAACCGCUGUUUUCACGCCGGAAGAAGUCACCAGCAUUUUGCGGGAUCUCGUGACGGCCGUCCAGGGCAUCCAUCUGUACCUGGUCGGGCCGGCUGCGACUACCGCCGCCUACGGCCACCCCGCGCUGCCGUGGCCGUCCCAAGGCGCGCCUGCAAUGGGCGGACCACCGCUGCCGCCGUUCCAGGCGGGGCACCCCCCAGCGGGCCGCCUCCGCCGCUGUUGCACCUGCCCUGAUACUCGGUACCCGCGGCGAUCGCCGGGCCCCAUCCGUCGUUCCAGCCGCCGCCCGCCCCAGUGUCGUCCUGGCCGCAGUGGCCCGCGCCGGUUCUCGCGGCGCCAUCCGCGCCCGCCCCAGCGCCGCAGUGGCCGCACUGGCCCGCGCCGGUCCCAACCGCGCCAACCGCGCCGGUCCAGCUCCCACCGCUGCCGCCCAGCUCCGGACUGGGCCAUUUACACGGAGGCCGGGGACCCACCGGUACCCACGCUGCAGUCUGGGGCCUCGUCCGGCUCUGCGGGGGCCUAUGACGGUCUCCCCACCGUUGACCAGGCGCCGUCAUCAUCACUGCUCCGCACCGUCGAGCCGGUCGGCCAUGGCGCGCCGACCCAGACGCCGCCACGGUUCGCCAAGAUCGACUUCGCCACUUAUGACGGCACGGAGGACCCGCUUAACUGGCUCAAGCGGUGUGAGCAAUUUUUCCGUGGACAGCGCACGCUCGCGUCGGAGCGCACUUGGCUGGCAUCCUACCACCUCCGCGGUGCAGCCUAG